ACAUAGGAUCAUGGUUGGAACAGGGCUAAGUGUUGUAGAUGGGUGCGAUCGGAGAAGGUUAGACACAGGGCGUACUUGUUGGUUGGUCAUACGACAAGAAAAGUUCAAGUGAUUUGAAGAGCUGAACAAGAACUGUACAACAUCAGUUCAAUACAAGUUUCUCUUCAACCCCGAUUACUUUAAAUACUUUCCUCAGUUCUAACAAUAAACUCAAAAAGUUUUUUUUUAAAUUGUGUCUGCUUGAGCCGACUCAGCUAAAAGAUGAACCGGCACGUGUUGGUGUUGCUGUUGUAUUCUUGCUUCUGGGCAGCCGAUGCCAGGAUAGUUUCUACAGAGCCUCCUGCUGAUGUAAUGCUGAGUACUGGUGAGCUGCUGAGCACUGAUCGACAUCUGGCAGACGACAGUGGCGCUGACGUGACUGAUGGAGCUGCACCAGCAGACGCCGAGCACAUGACGUCACCAAGUGGCACAGGUCACGUGUCCUUGACCUCAUUAGAGGUGACAGACCAGACAGACAUCACAACGGAUGUGACGUCAAAGGCGGUCGAUGAUACUUUGAGCAGUCCUGGCAAGUUUGAGAAGCUGUCCCCACCCCACAUCAGACAACCUGUCACACAAGAGAGGAGGGUCAGAAAGUCUGGCAGCGGUGACGUCAUACAGUGUGAGGCAGACGGCUACCCGCCACCUACUUACGAGUGGCUGAGAAACGACGUCGCCAUUGACGACGUGGGCGACUACAUGAAAGCUUUCAACAACGGCACGCUUGUGCUUCAAGGCUUCACUGAUAGGGAAAGUGGGAUGUUCCAAUGUAGGGCUAAAAAUAGAUUCGGCACUUCCGUCUCUGUCAAGUUUCCAAUCCUUGCGACCAAGGAUCCAAUCAUAGGUGAUGACGGUAAAGUUGAGGCCUUCAAUGUGUCUGAGGGCCAAUCCUUCCAUGCCUACUGCGCCCAAACACCACACACAGUGCCAGACUACAUCAAGAGAUGGUACCAGCACCCCGAUAAAACACAAAUUAACCCCGACAGCCGGAUUGGUAUUGAUAACAACGGUACUCUACGUAUUGUAAACGUCACCAAGAACGAUAACCAAGCAUAUGUCUGUGGACUUGCUCCGUUUGAUAACCCAGGGGCUACAAUCAUUUUUCUCUAUAACAAAGUCUCGAUCAAUGUCCUCGAGUCAACAUCAGAUUACAUGCGCCCAAAAAAGGAAUAUGUUCCCGCCGUUGUUAAAGCUACACUGGGGAAGACGGUGGAACUGGAGUGUUUUUUCUCGGGCUACCCAGCGCCGAACAUCACAUGGAAGACCAACAAAGAUCAGGACAUUGAAAAAGGUGAAGGUCAUUACGAGAUUACAGAUUUUGGCCGGAAGUUGAGAAUUGAACAAGUGAGAGAGGAGGACGAGGGGACGUACUCGUGCACGGCCAGUAACGAUGCCGGGUCGGACGAUGCCAGGAUCUUCCUCAAUGUGACAAAUUCACCAAUGAGAUUACAUGAAGCAGAUUAUGUACUGGACAGAGUGACCAAACCUUCCGGCCAGAUGGCCACAUUGAAAUGUUUUGCCAGGGCCAUGGAGGGAGAGAACCUGGAGCCACCUGUGUGGUACAGGAAUGGGGAGCUGCUCACUACAGACAACUUGCCAGACAAAACCAGGUACAGUUUUG
Messenger RNA from Physella acuta, 1660 nucleotides. RefSeq names its product hemicentin-1. Lineage: Eukaryota; Metazoa; Mollusca; Gastropoda; Physidae. Gene Ontology annotation, biological process: axon guidance; homophilic cell-cell adhesion; dendrite self-avoidance. Gene Ontology annotation, molecular function: cell-cell adhesion mediator activity. Gene Ontology annotation, cellular component: axon; plasma membrane. The record is from RefSeq and is a predicted model, not a curated record.